This is a messenger RNA of Gorilla gorilla gorilla (western lowland gorilla), 1991 nucleotides long. RefSeq names its product coiled-coil domain containing 78 (gene CCDC78). NCBI's taxonomy places the organism in Eukaryota, Metazoa, Chordata, Mammalia, Primates, Hominidae. The coding region runs from base 1 to 1803 and encodes 600 amino acids. The record is from RefSeq and is a predicted model, not a curated record. The transcript is spliced from 9 exons. Gene Ontology annotation, cellular component: cytoplasm.
AUGGAGCACGCAGCCACCACAGGCCCCAGGCCUGGACCUCCCUCUCGGCGGGUGGAGAAUGUGAGUUCUCUGGGACUCGCCGCUCCUGCCAUGGGGUUGAAGUCUGCCCGUUCCCCCAAAGGCCAGGAGGGUGCAGGUUCCUUCACCCUGGGUCUAAUUUCAGCCAGGAGAGGGACUUUUGCAGCUCAGCCAGGCAGGGAGGCGGGACUGGUGAGUGCAUGGGAGUGGGGCCACAGCCCAGCCUGGGACCCACCUGGGGAAUGGGUGGCGGUACCUCCCCAGGUUGUGCUACGAGCCAAGGACUGGCUGCCAGGAGCUCCUGGGGGCACCGCAGUGUGGGCCACCAGCUUGGAAGCAGAGGUCCCACCAGAUCUAGCGCUCAAUAAGGAGCAGCAGCUGCAGAUCUCCAAGGAGCUGGUCGACAUUCAGAUCACAACCCACCAUCUACAGGAGCAGCACGAGGCUGAAAUCUUCCAGCUGAAGAGUGAGGUGAGCAGCCGUGUGAACCAGCCUCAGUGCACGGGGGACAGGGGGUGCAGGCCCAGGACACGUGCCCUGCAUGGGCAUGCACACGCACGUGGCAUCUGUGGGUCUCGGCCUGCCUCUGAGUGCUGCAUGCCCCUGAGCGUGCACCGGGUGAAUGUUCACCUACCCCAGGUGGCCCGCGGGCAGGUGCACCUGCUCAUGCCAGUUGUCCCACAGAUCCUUCAGCUGGAGAGCCGGGUACUGGAGCUGGAGCUGCGAGGAGAUGGCGCCAGCCAGGGCUGUGCAGUCCCAGUGGAGUCUGACCCCAGGCACCCCCGGGCACCAGCCCAAGAGCUCAGACACAAAGCCCAGGUGCCUGGACACUCUGAUGACCGCAGAUUCCAGGUGCAGCCCAAGAACGCCAUGAACCCCGAGAAUGAGCAGCACAGGCUGGGGAGCAGCGUGAGUGUGCAGCCACCUAGCUCAGGGGAGAGGGCAGCACCAGAGACCCCAAGCCUAGGGUCUCAUCCAGCCAGCCUUGUGUGCCCCACAGCUGCAGGGGGAAGUGAAGCGGGCGCUGGAGCGUCAGGAGGCCCGGCAGCAGGCACUGGAGAUGCGUGUGUGCUGUGCAGCUGCCAAGGCCAGCUCCGUCAGGCAGAGGCCGAGAACGCCCGGCUACAGCUGCAGCUCAAGAAACUGAAGGAUGAGUACGUCCUGCGGCUGCAGCACUGCGCCCGGGAGGCAGUGGAGCACGCAGAUGGUGCAGGCCAAACACCAGCCACCAUGGCCCUCCGGACAUUCCUGGAGGCGACUCUGGAGGACAUCCGGGCAGCGCACCGCAGCCGUGAGCAGCAGCUGGCCCGGGCUGCCCGCAGCUACCACAAGAGGCUGGUGGAUCUGAGCCGCAGGCAUGAGGAGCUACUGGUUGCCUACAGGGCACCUGGGAACCCCCAAGCUAUUUUUGACAUAGCCAGCUUGGACCUGGAACCAUUGCCCGUGCCCCUGGUCACUGACUUCAGCCAUCGGGAGGACCAGCACGGCGGGCCUGGGGCACUGCUCUCAUCCCCAAAGAAGGGACCCGGUGGAGCCUCCCAGGGGGGAACGUCAGAGCCACAGGGCCUGGACGCUGCAUCCUGGGCCCAGAUCCACCAGAAGCUCCGGGACUUCUCCCGCAGCACCCAGAGCUGGAACGGGAGCGGGCACAGCUGCUGGUCCGGGCCACGAUGGCUGAAGAGCAACUUUCUGAGCUACAGGAGUACGUGGACCAGCACCUGGGCAGGUGGGCAGAGGGAGCUGGGUGUGACCCCAGGGCCCUGGUCUGGCCGGAAUGAAGGAUGAUGGCUGCCUCAGGCGCUAGAGGCAGACCUGUGCACAGCUGGGCAGGUCACUUAAGCAUGGUUCCUCUGAGCAGGUACAAGCACGAAAUCCUGAGGCUGAGGAAGCUGGCAGGUGCAGGGGACCCCUGGAAAGUGGGGGCUGUGCCUCCAGCCAAGCCCCAGCAUCCAAGGACCGGCAGCCACUAGGCC